AUGGCAUUGGUGAAGGAGAAACACAUUCAGUUUAUUAAAAGCUUAAACGAUGAUGUGACUGAACAAAUGAUUGAGUACUGGCUAAGCGAACAUCUUCGGUUAAAUGGAAUUUACUGGGGGCUCACAGCAGUCCUUCUAUUGCAAGAACCCUCAACUUUAGAUCAACAAGAAGUAAUCAAGUUUGUAUUAAAAUGUUGGGAUCUGAAGCAAGGAGGAUUUGCUCCGUUUCCCCGUCAUGAUGCACACAUGUUAUCUACAUUAUCUGGGAUUCAGAUCCUAGCCAAUUAUGGAGCAUGGGACGUAUUAAACGAGAAAAAACAGGACUUGGUCAAGUUCAUUAAAGGACUUCAAUUACCGAACGGCUCAUUCCAAGGUGAUAGGUUUGGAGAAGUAGAUACAAGGUUCUCUUAUAAUGCUGUAUCAUCAUUGGCCAUAUUAGGAGAAUUGACCAAAGAUGUAACUGAGCCAGCAUUGGAAUUUGUAUUGAGAUGUCAAAACUUUGAUGGUGGAUUUGGAAUGGUCCCUGGAGCAGAGAGCCACGCAGCACAAGUAUUCACAUGUAUUGGGUUUUUGGCCAUAACUGACAAUUUACACCAUAUAGAUGUGGAUAAGAUCGGGUCUUGGUUAAGUGAUCGACAAGUUGAAAGUGGAGGAUUAAAUGGUAGACCAGAAAAGUUACCUGAUGUUUGUUACAGCUGGUGGGUAUUAUCUUCGCUAGCCAUGAUAGGGAAAGCCCAUUGGAUAGAUUUCGAUAAGCUUGAACAGUAUAUAUUGAGUUGUCAAGAUACUGAAAAUGGAGGUAUUAGUGAUCGUCCAGAUAAUGAAUGUGACGUGUUCCAUACAUGCUUCGGACUUACGGGUUUGAGUUUGAUGAAUAAUGAAAAGUACUCUAUGUUAAGCAUAGAUCCAAUUUAUUGCAUGCCAAAGGAGGUGACCAAGAAGUUUGACAAAUGGAAACAAUCAACUACAUGA
Lizanozyma spartinae is the source of this 972-nucleotide messenger RNA. It is a transcript of the gene BET2, whose product is annotated as Rab geranylgeranyltransferase. Gene Ontology annotation, cellular component: Rab-protein geranylgeranyltransferase complex. The record is from RefSeq and is a predicted model, not a curated record. Gene Ontology annotation, molecular function: Rab geranylgeranyltransferase activity. The transcript has a single exon. Lineage: Eukaryota; Fungi; Ascomycota; Pichiomycetes; Serinales; Debaryomycetaceae. Bases 1 to 972 code for a protein of 323 amino acids. Gene Ontology annotation, biological process: protein geranylgeranylation.